AUGAUUGCAGUGAUAGACACGGGGUGCCUCAUAGAAAAACAGAUACCAACCGACAAGGUGAUCAGAGGAUAUGUCACGGAGUCUGUUGUGAAUGAGCUCCAGACUGCAGAAUCCAGAGGAUAUCUCGAGUUUUUCUCCUUCAUGAUAAAGGUUCGGAAUCCUUCUGGAGAGUAUGUGGAGAGGGUUAGAAAGGAUCUUAGGGGGAAGGCAAGCAAUUUAAGUGACACAGACAUCGAUGUUGUGGCAUUGACAUUAGAACUGAAAGAUGAGGUCUCUGGGAUGUGGAUUGGUCCCGGAAGCCCGGAGCAGGAGGAGGUUUUAUGUCUUACAAACGACAACGAGAUAAAGAAUGUUCUGUCCCAUUACAACUUGUAUGAAGGCCCUGGGUUUUCUGUUCGGAAGCAUAAGAUCAGAUGCUAUGGAUGCUUCAGUAUCUUCACUGAGAAUCUAGACUUCUGCAAGAGAUGCGGCCAUCGGACAUUGACAAGGAUAACGGUUGCAGAUACAGAAGAUGGAGAGACGGUGUUCUUCAAGAGAGGGUACCAGUACAGGAAACCCAGGGUGUUGAAGAACAGCAAAGGUGUCGAGCUUCGCAGCGCCGACCAAAGAGAGUACGUCCAGCACCAAAAGAUGGUGAAGAGGAAGGUGAAUCGGACUUUCAGAGGAAUGGAUUUUUAA
Molecule: messenger RNA, 678 nt
Organism: Encephalitozoon cuniculi GB-M1
Lineage: Eukaryota; Fungi; Microsporidia; Unikaryonidae
Exons: 1
Coding region: 1-678 (225 amino acids)
Biological process (GO): maturation of SSU-rRNA
Cellular component (GO): preribosome, small subunit precursor
Molecular function (GO): RNA endonuclease activity
Source: RefSeq, marked provisional